Molecule: messenger RNA, 1089 nt
Organism: Psammomys obesus (fat sand rat)
Lineage: Eukaryota; Metazoa; Chordata; Mammalia; Rodentia; Muridae
Gene: Fam170a
Product: family with sequence similarity 170 member A
Exons: 5
Coding region: 1-1089 (362 amino acids)
Biological process (GO): fertilization
Cellular component (GO): nucleus
Source: RefSeq, a predicted model, not a curated record
AUGAAACGGCGACAAAAGAGGAAACAUCUGGAAAUUGAAGAGGCUAAGGAAACUGAUGAGAAGGCAGGAGGAAUUUCAAAGUCACAAGAGGAUGUCCCUCAGCCCGAAUCCACUGGAAUGGCCAAAGCCCAGAGCCCAGGGGUAGGGGAGGUCUCCUCUGCAUCCGAAUACUUCUCCUGUGUUUCUUCUCCACACAAGCUCAUCCAUCGUAGCAAGGGAAUCCGGAAAUUACAAGGCAGUUCCAAGCCUAGAUCGCCAUUAGACCAGGUCCCAGAAGGAGAGGCGACUACUGCCCUCUCCCAACAUGUCUCAUCAUCUGGUCCAUCCUAUAAGACUUGUGAAUCCUCUCUGUGUAUAAACAGAGAGGACAGGGCGAUGAAAAUAUAUUACAUGCAGGUGCAAAUGAAAAAAGGUGUGGCUGUCUCCUGGGACACAAAGGAAACCUCAGAGUCCCUAGAAAAGCAGCCAAGGAUGGAAGAAGCCACCCUCCCUGAGGGUGUGUGGGUAGGAACUCCACCCUCUGAUGUGUCCACCAGAAACCUCCUGUCGGACAGCGAACCCAGUGGGGAAGAGAAAGAACACGAGGAAAAGCCAGAGUCAGACAGCCCACCGGGAUCACCCGUGGUUGAGGAGAGACCCAGGGCCAAGACGCCCGACUGGCUGGUGACCAUGGAGAAUGGCUUCCGGUGCAUGGCUUGCUGCAGGGUCUUUCCCACAGUGGAGAGCCUCCAGGAGCACGUGCAGUACGGGAUCAGGGAGGGCUUCAGCUGCCAUGUUUUCCAUCUCACCAUGGCUCAUCUGAUCAGCAAUGCGGAAUCAGAGGGCACCCAGGAGGAGGAGGAAGACAGCAACGAGGAAAAACAGAAACCCAAGGAAAGGAAGGCCGAGGGGCAGCAGACCACAGAAGAUGUUGGUGUGAAGAAGCCGUGGAGCCAAUGUCCAGGCUAUGUGUUUGAUUCUCCAAAGGACAGAACAACUGAGAUUCCUGGGCCAGAAGAACUUGCAAGAUGGGGUGGCCUUCUCUUGGGAGAGGAAGAAGAAAGGACCCUCGAGAGCCCAGUGGCAGUAGACAGAAUGCCAAUAGCGUAA